This is a messenger RNA of Neopelma chrysocephalum (saffron-crested tyrant-manakin), 4035 nucleotides long. RefSeq names its product suppression of tumorigenicity 14 (gene ST14). Bases 522 to 3017 code for a protein of 831 amino acids. Gene Ontology annotation, biological process: acrosome reaction; proteolysis. Lineage: Eukaryota; Metazoa; Chordata; Aves; Passeriformes; Pipridae. The record is from RefSeq and is a predicted model, not a curated record. Gene Ontology annotation, cellular component: membrane. Gene Ontology annotation, molecular function: serine-type endopeptidase activity; protein binding. The transcript is spliced from 19 exons.
UCCUUGAGCCACACUGAGGGAGGAAAAGCUUUAGGCACUGACUGAACCUGGUGUGGAUGGAUGGUGCUCCUUUGCUAGAAUUCCUGGGAACUGCCUCCACCAGAAGCCUUUUCCCCCGCAGGCAGCCGGCCUUCAUUUCUUAUGUAAGCAGCUACGCUCUUCCCUUCUUUCACGUGGAUGGCAUUCCCAGGGUUGGGAGCUGAUGCGGAAGGAUCCUGCCUGUCCAGCGAGAGUUUGCUGCUCCUGCAGCUGAUCCCUGUCUCCCCUGGGAUUCUCCUGGGGUUCGAGCUCAGCGCGGUUUAGCUCUUGCAACUCGCACGGGGUUCUGACCAAGCCGGACUUGGUUCUCAGAUUUCAGGGCUCUCCUUCCUCCCAAAGCCGUGUUAAAUCCCGGCUCUGCUCUUAGGAUGCUGUUGUGGCCAAACUGAGACAACGUGAGAAGGGGGAGGCGACGGCUUUUCUUGGAUAAACUGGUCCCAGUGGGAAUAAGCAGAGACUUUGUCGCUGACUGCUGCCAUCGCAUGUGGGACAUGAACCACCUGGAUGAAGGGGUGGAGUUCCUCCCUGCCAUGAACUCCAAGAAGGUGGAGAAGCGUGGCCCGAAGCGACACGUGGUCAUCACCGUCCUGGUCGUGGUUUUCCUGCUCGUCUCUCUCACCACUGGCCUCCUGAUUUGGCACUUCAAAUACAGGAACGCGCCCGUCCGGAAGGUUUUCAAUGGCCACUUGCGGGUUCUGAACUGGGAAUUCCUGGAUGCCUACGAGAACUCCAGCUCUCCAGAGUUCAGCAUGUUGGCCCAAAAGGUGAAGAGCACGGUGGAGGAGAUAUACAGGAAUCAUGCAGAUAUUGGCCCUUACCACAAAGAGACAGUGAUCACUGCCUUCAGCGAAGGCAGCGUCAUUGCCUACUACUGGUCCGAAUUCCUUGUUCCCAAGUACCGGGAGCAGAGCCUGGACAGGGCGAUGGCCGACAAGCAGAGCCUGGUGCAGAGGUGGAACCCCCGCCUGCGAAACCCCCUGCUGAAGGUGGAGUCGGUCAUCGCUUUCCCUGUGGACCCCAGCAUAGCUCACUCGGCCCGAGACAACAGCUGCAUGUUCUCCCUCCAUGCCGAGGAAGGGCAGGUCACCAGUUUCACCACGCCGGGCUUCCCCAACAGCCCGUACCCCAACAAUGCCCUCUGCUACUGGGCACUGAGGGCAGAUGCCAGCUCCAGGAUCAGCCUCACCUUCAAGACCCUGGAGCUGGAGCCCUGCAGAGAUGACAGUGACUACAUCAAGGUCUACGACUCCCUGAGCCCUGUGGAGCCCCACGCUUUGGUCAGGCUUUGUGGGAAUUACGCCCCAUCCUACAACCUGACCUUCCUGUCCUCCCAGAACGUCAUGCUCAUCACGUUGGUUACCAACAAGGAGGGGCGAUUCCCUGGCUUUAAGGCUGAGUUCUUCCAGCUCCCAAAGAUGAAAGCCUGUGGUGGGACCCUGAAGGGAGAGAGCGGCACCUUCACGACUCCCUAUUACCCGGCACACUACCCCCCAGACACAGACUGUGUGUGGAACAUUGAGGUUCCCUCUGUAAAGAAUGUGAAGGUGCGUUUCAACAUGUUCUUUGUGCUGGAGCCCGGGAUCCCCGUCAGCUCCUGCACCAAGGACUAUGUGCAGAUCAACAGCACAAGGUACUGUGGGGAGCGCUCCCAGUUUGUGGUGGCCAGCAGCACCAACAAAAUCCAGGUCCGGUUCCACUCAGACCAGUCCUACACGGACACGGGCUUCUCUGCAGAGUACCUGUCCUACGACUCCAGCGACCCCUGCCCUGGCAAGUUCACCUGCAACACGGGUCGCUGCAUCGACCGGAGCAUGCGCUGUGAUGGGUGGCUGGACUGCGUGGACGGCAGCGACGAGAGAUCCUGCAGCUGUACUGAGCAGCAGUUCAGGUGCCAGAAUGGUUGGUGCAAGCCCAAGUUCUGGGUCUGUGACAAUGUGAACGACUGUGGUGACAACAGUGACGAGCUGCAGUGCAGCUGUGCAGCCGACAGCUUCAAGUGUGACAACGGGAAGUGUGUCCCCAGCGCACGGAAGUGUGACGGGAAGGAUGACUGUGGGGACGGGAGCGACGAGGGCAGCUGCAGCACAGCAGGUCAGACAACAGUGCCCUGCAAGGAGUACACGUACAAGUGCCGCAGCGGGCGCUGCAUCAGCAAACAGAACCCUGAGUGUGACGGGGAGCAGGACUGCGAGGACAACUCUGAUGAGGACAACUGCAACUGCGGGACCCGUUCCUACGUCAGGAAGUCGCGGAUCGUCGGCGGGCAGAACUCGGAUGUGGGAGAGUGGCCGUGGCAGGUCAGCCUGCACGUCAAGGGCCAGGGCCACAUCUGUGGGGCUUCGCUGGUCUCGGAGAGCUGGCUCGUGUCAGCAGCUCACUGCUUCCUGCCCCUGCAGGGCAUCAGGUACUCAGACCCCAGCCUGUGGACAGCCUACCUGGGCCUGACCGACCAAGGCGACCUCAGCAGCCCCAACGUGCAGACACGGAAGAUCAAGCGCAUCAUCUCCCACCCCUUCUUCAACGACUACACCUACGACUACGACAUCGCCGUGCUGGAGCUGCAGAGCCCCGUCACCUUCUCGGCCGUCGUCCAGCCCAUCUGCCUGCCCGAUGCCACCCACAACUUCCCUGUGGGCAAGGACCUGUGGGUGACUGGCUGGGGAGCGACUGCGGAAGGAGGCACUGGAGCCUCCAUCCUGCAGAAGGCAGAGAUCAGGCUCAUCAACCAGACUGUGUGUAACCAGCUCCUGACGGACCAGUUGACGCCACGUAUGAUGUGUGUGGGGAUCCUGACUGGGGGUGUGGAUGCCUGCCAGGGAGACUCCGGGGGCCCCCUGGUCAGUGUGGAGCCCAGCAGUCGGAUGUUCCUGGCCGGAGUGGUGAGCUGGGGGGAUGGCUGUGCCCAGAGGAACAAGCCUGGAGUGUACAGCCGGCUCACCAGCCUGCGAGACUGGAUCCAGCAGCACACAGGCCUCUAGGGAUGGAUGGAUUCCUACCUGGACACCUCUUGGACAGUACUGGCUGCCACUUGGCACUGCCAGCUAUGCACAGCCUCUACUGUGAACUUCAACCCUCCCUCUACCUCGCUGCGAGCGCCUGGGACUCCCUGUGCACCAGAGCUGAUGGUUUGGUUCAGUCCUUAGUCUUCCCAACUUAGAAAUUCAUGUUUGGAGAAGUUUUUCCCUUGGUGGGUAAGCUAGUGCAGCUCCCAUGAACAACCUGAACGAGCCAUCAUUCAAGAUUACGUAUAAUAAUAAACUUAAGAAAUAAUAAAAAAAAAAAUUAAAUUUAAAAAGAAGAAAAAAGAGACAAACACUUUUUGUUUAGAGGUGAACUUUAUUGGACAGGUUCAAAAACAUGCUUUCAGAAUAUAUUCUAAGUCCUGCAUUUGUUUUCAAAUGGCCAUCCACACUGUGGUGUUCAGUCAUGGGGGGUGGAGAAGGGAGGUCUUACCAUCAUUUUAGGGGGGUCCCCUUCUUGUCCCAUGCUGUGGUCUUCUCCUCUGUCCUCUGUCCAACUCAGCUUCUGGCCUGGCUGAGUCCAGGGCUGGAGGCCAGAAAGAGAGAACCCAUCACUCACCCUGAGGGAAGCCAUGGGAAGAGCUGCUUGCACAGAUGGAGACCCCAGGGCCAUUGGCAUCACCACACUGUGCCUUAACUCCACUCUGGGCUGAGCUGAUGCAGCUUCUGCUGAGCUCCAGGUGCCAGAAGUCAUGGUGGAGAGCACAGGGGCUGCACUGAAUCCGUCCUGGAGUGCUCCCUGCAAGGACAACAUGGGUCACCUGUGCCCACACCAGCCUUACACCCAUCCUACUUUUGUAAAGAAAAAUGUGACUUGUGAAUGUGCUGAUUUCCUUCCUCUCUCCUGUGUAGCCUGUUCCUUGCUCCAGCAGAGCACACUCCAGUUGAGUUGAGUUAGUACCUUCCUCACCUGUAAAUACAUUGUUUUGUAAAACUCUCUGAAGUGAGAUGCUCCAAUAAACUGGGAUAUUUUCUA